Stylophora pistillata is the source of this 1865-nucleotide messenger RNA. Its product is annotated as BTB/POZ domain-containing protein 6-like. Lineage: Eukaryota; Metazoa; Cnidaria; Anthozoa; Scleractinia; Pocilloporidae. Gene Ontology annotation, cellular component: cytosol. Gene Ontology annotation, biological process: neurogenesis. Gene Ontology annotation, molecular function: protein binding. The record is from RefSeq and is a predicted model, not a curated record.
UACAAAUUAGAACGAAGCGACUGAAUUACAUUUUACUCCGUUGGAAUACUUUUAGAAAGUAUGUCUCUUUCUGCAGUCAGCCAAGAUUAUUGGAGCGAGGUGGAACGGUAUACGAUCAGGGAAAGGUGUAAGUUUAUGUUCAACAACGAGCUCUUGAGCGAUGUGAAGUUUGUUGUGCGAGACACUGAGGGCGGAAGUGAAAGUAUGAAGACGAUUCCAGCUCACAAGUUCGUGUUGGCGAUCAGCAGUCCAGUAUUUUACGCCAUGUUCUACGGUGAACUAGCAGAGACAAAAGACUUCAUAAACAUCUCUGACUGCGAGUAUCAAGGCAUGAUGGAGCUGUUUCGCUUUAUUUACAGCGAUGAAGUGACUUUGAACGCGGACAUUGUUAUGCAAGUGUUGUAUUUGGCGAAGAAAUACAUGCUUCCUUCUCUUGUUGACAAGUGCACGGAAUACCUGGGAGAGAAUCUGGAUGCAUCGAACGUGUUUCAUGUCCUGCCAGAGGCACAGAAAUAUGAAGAGAAAGAUCUGGUGGAUAAGUGCUGGACAGUGAUCGAUAAACAUGGAAACGAAGCUGUGAAAUCGGAUGCUUUCGUAACUAUUGAGAUAUCUCUGCUAGAGAAAUUAAUAGAGAGGGAUUCUUUGAAUGUUGCAGAAUUGGAGUUAUUUAAAGCUGUGGACUGCUGGGCGAGAUAUGAAUGUGAAAAGAAAAACCUUGCAGCUGAGGGUUCUGUGAAAAGGAGAAUCCUAGGAGAAAAGAUUAUCAGAAGCAUUCGCUUCCCGGUAAUGGAAGAAAGAGAAUUCGUCAAAUUUGUUCUUGACCGUGAGAUAUUGACACCGAAAGAAGCUUACAACAUGAUGAAGUACUUCAAUGGCGUUCUUAGUCAUCCAAUUGAAUUUGUCGAAAAGAAAAGAACUGGGCUUUUGCGACGAUUGUGCAGGUUUGCAUCAAUAGCAAAUGGGUUGCAUUAUUCCACUACCUAUUUCAGGCCGCGUAGGACUAUUUCCUUCGUUGAUUCAAUCGUCCUUUCGGUUGAUAAAGAGAUAGAACUGAAGUCUGUUCGAUUAUUUGGUAGCGAGAACAACGAAUACUCUGUGACUCUAAACGUCACUGAUAUUGCUGCUGAUCUUGUUUUGGUUACUGAAAGUGGCAAUUUUACAUCAAUUCCUGUUCAGAGUGCCAUUGGCAAUUAUCAUGGCUUCGAUGUAGUUUUGAAGCGUGCGGUUACCUUGCUGGCAAAUGAAAAUUAUUGUUUUGAAGUUCGUAUUGACGGCCCUCAGUCUUGGUAUGGUAUAGGUGGGGUGUCCGUUAGUGAACACUCUGGAGUCGUGUUCUCUUUCAAAGAAAGACACCGGACACAAACAGGGGAACGUAGCAAUGUUGCAGAUGGACAAUUUGCCGAGUUUGAAUAUAGCUUAAAAUGAAUUCCGCAAUUGCAACUUGCCUUAUCAUCAAGUGAAAGAAAGUUUUCCUUUCCCGCACAAGUAAGCUAUAAGAAUCAUGAUUGGAACUAACAAGAAUUGCAAACGAAAAGACUGCGAAAAAAAAAGAACAACAACAACAACACCACCAAGAGAUUUUCAAAAUAUCCCCAAAGUAGUUUUACUGGAUGCAAGACAGGUCAGGAAAUGGCUCACCUUUCUUUCAUAAUGGUAUGCAAUUUAGUAGUCCGAGGAACGAGUUACGAGUAGCUGCACACUUGAAAAGUUGAAAUGAAAUUGAGAUCAGUUGCUUUUGAUUACUAACCAUUGAUAAGCUUCAAAACUUAGCAGAAAUCUCUUAUUAAAUAGCCGUUUCAAGAAUCCUUCAAGGUUGAUUUGAUUAAUAUCACGUGAUUUUCUUACUUUGGUUUUUUUAAUCGAUG